UCACUGACCAAAUUACAAUAUCUGGUAUAAUUUAUGUUGACAUUUCACCAUUGAUGAAGCUGGUGUAAUUUCAGGCCUGUGGAUGACUAUAAUGAGAUUGCAAGCCACUUUAUCGAGUGUAUGUACGUACAUUUCUUCAACAGCAAGUUACCGAAACCACAGGUUGGUGUAGGUGUCACAACUCAGCCAUAUAUGACAAUUCCACCAAAUCAGGUAUCUGGACAACAUAGCCUCUAUGGACAGAGGAGCAUUGAAGAAAGGGUCUUACAAGUUUUGAACCAGCCUUUAUACCUUUCAAGGGAUGCGGGAGCAAAAGCUGAGGAUAUUGCCCAACAACUGAAAGUACCAGUGAAAGAUGUCAUACAUGCUGCUAGUAAUCUUGCUCAUGUAGGCAGUAUUUACGAGAUCGAUACGUUGCACUAUAAAUCUCUUGCCAAUGGUUGAGCAAAGCUAACAGAAAAUAGUCUUAGCCUCGAUUUUGUGCUCUUUUACUUUGUUAUGUAAAGCCCUGAAGGUAAACUACAAACUUGAGAUACAGAUGAUUGUAUAUUUCAGUAAGUAUUAGCACUUGGACACCUGAGUUAUUAUUAGUCGGGUCAUUUCAUCUCCAACUCAGUGUCAAUCUGUAUGUUGAAGUUGUUGAUACUUUCUGUUUCUUCAUC
Rosa rugosa (rugosa rose) is the source of this 662-nucleotide messenger RNA. RefSeq names its product replication protein A 32 kDa subunit B-like. NCBI's taxonomy places the organism in Eukaryota, Viridiplantae, Streptophyta, Magnoliopsida, Rosales, Rosaceae. Bases 121 to 444 code for a protein of 107 amino acids. The record is from RefSeq and is a predicted model, not a curated record. The transcript has 4 exons.